Messenger RNA from Macrosiphum euphorbiae (potato aphid), 879 nucleotides. The record is from the annotation of a GenBank genome assembly. Lineage: Eukaryota; Metazoa; Arthropoda; Insecta; Hemiptera; Aphididae.
AUGGCAAUUUUUUUGAGGUCGUCAGUGUGUAAAUCAAAAUUAAUUUUUUCACUAUCGAAAAUUGUAACACCCAUAACUUCAAUGAAGUUGUCCACAUGUAACUUGGAGUACAUAAUUACUGAAAAAGUUGGUGAGAAACAAAAUGUUGGCCUAGUAAAACUUAAUAGACCUAAAGCUUUGAAUGCUUUAUGUGAUGGUUUGGUCACAGAACUGACUGAAGCCGUAUCUGCUUAUGAUGCCGAUGAUUCAAUUGGAGCUAUUGUUGUUACUGGUAGUGAACGUGCAUUUGCGGCAGGUGCUGAUAUCAAAGAAAUGCUUGACAAGACUUAUUCCACUAACCUAAAAAUUGGUCUACUCAAACAAUGGGACAAUCUGAGUAAAUGCAAGAAACCAGUUAUUGCUGCUGUAAAUGGUUUCGCUCUAGGUGGUGGAUGUGAAUUAGCAAUGAUGUGCGACAUAAUCUAUGCUGGAGAAAAAGCUAAAUUUGGCCAACCUGAGAUUGUGAUUGGAACCAUUCCAGGAGCCGGUGGUACUCAGCGUAUGAUACGUUCUUGCGGUAAAAGUUUUGCAAUGGAAGUAUGUUUAUCUGGAAACCAGAUUUCUGCUCAAGAAGCUUUAUCUAGAGGAUUAGUUAGUAAGGUGUUCCCACCAGAAAAGUUAGUAGACGAGGCUAUUAAAUUAGCCGAAAAAAUAAGUGAACAUUCACCUUUAAUUGUUGCAUUAUGUAAAGAAUCUGUAAAUUAUGCAUAUGAAUCAAGUUUAAGCCAAGGUUUACAAUUUGAGAAGAAGUCAUUCUAUGGAACUUUUGCAACCGACGACCGGAAGGAAGGAAUGACUGCAUUCAUUGAAAAAAGAAAACCAAACUUUUCUAAUAAUUAA